CUAAUGGAUGAUCUAACCCAACAAAUGCAGCAAAUGGCAACAAAUUGUGAGCAAUUAACUACCACCCUGGCUGCUAGAAUCAAAAGCCAUCCUGUCUGGCCCCAGAAUAACCAAAAUAGGCCUUGCCAAUCUCAACAAACCAACAAUAGUAAUAUGGCCCACCUGAAUGUCAAUCUGUGUGAUAUUUUUACCCAGGAACCUGAAAAAGAGGAAGAAAGGUUAAGAAAAAGUGUAGCUUCAGAGCAAAAUCAGGAACUAGCACCAACCCAACCUAUCCCUAUGGACGAAAUUAUCUGA
Messenger RNA from Racocetra persica, 297 nucleotides. The record is from the annotation of a GenBank genome assembly. Lineage: Eukaryota; Fungi; Glomeromycota; Glomeromycetes; Diversisporales; Gigasporaceae.